UGGUCCGAACCGAGCACAGCUCUCGAGUUGCAGUUAUGGCGGAGCCUUCAACGCGGAGAGAUGAUGAUGAGUGGCAAAAUUUCAACGAAUUCAAGGGCGGAACGGGACGGGAUAUUCAUCUGGAGCGGGUCCAUGUGAACGCCGAAGAGAUGGCGCUGCUGCUGGAUGGAAUUUCAGACCCCGAGAACGGGCUUGAGACGAGCUCUUACACAUCCGCGGAGGACACGAUCAGACACUUCGACGAGAAGUUACAAUUAUGCUUCCAAAAUAUAGACUCAAACCCGGACGCAAUCAAUCCAGUGACGCCGAUAAAUGAGGACACGACCCUAAAAUGCGAUGAGAUCUGGAACGCUCUGACCGAUAACUAUGGCAAUGUCAUGCCGGUGGACUGGAGUCAGUCUAAAGCCCGCUCACUUCACCUCUCAACGCUGAGCAUUGAUGACAGACCGCGGAUGGAGAGUGUGAACCUGGAUCUGUCUGAUGAUGAGGACCUGAGGGAGCAGAUGGACAUGCACUCCAUCAUCGUGUCCUGUAUCAAUGAUGAACCGCUGCUCACUGCUGAACAGGUGAUUGAGGAGAUAGAGGAGCUCAUGCAGGACUCCCCAGAGAUGGAAUCGGAGCAGAUCGGUCCACACUCAGACCUCACGUUCAUCUCUCAGAAGAGCCAGAGAUCUCACAGCAGCCAGAUCUACGAGGAAAGAGUGAGGCUGAUGUCUUUGCUGGAGCUGAACGAUGAGCUGGAGGACGUGGAGACGGCCAUACGCGGCUAUUCAGAGGAGCUGGUCCAGCACCUGGCCGUCAGGGAUGAGCUGGAUUUUGAGAAGGAGGUGAAGAACAGCUUCAUCUCGGUUCUCAUAGACGUACAGAACCGGCAGAAGGUCCACCGAGAGAUGCUGAGAAAGAAGAGGAAAGUGAAGAACGUGUCUGGAUCAGAGAGGCUGCCGUCUUCUCGCUUCAGCGUGGAGGGAAUCUCUACUGCCAUUCAGAAUGGGUUUCGCCACACUUUUGGCAAUGGGGGCGGGGAGAAACAGUAUGUAACAACAGUCAUCCCUUACGAGAGAAAAGAUGGACCACCAUCACUUCAAGACCUUCAGAUUUUUACCAAAAUUUUAGAAGCCAUGAGAGAUGACAGCGAUAAAGUCCCAAGCCUCCUCACAGACUACAUCCUUAAAGUGCUCUGCCCCACCUAGAGGCACGUCUCUUCUGUGUUCUCAUGCAGAUUGAAGCUUGAAGCGUCUCUGGAGAAAUGUACUCACUGUGUUCCUCAGAUUUGAUCUUCUUCUCACUGCAUGAAGUGUUUGACUUCAGAUGCAGGACUCAGUUCUUCUGUUCUGAUGUGAUGGUCUGUAUUUUGCAUGUUUUACAGCACAUGGCAGUUUGCAGUAUUCAGUGUUUGUGUGUUUGCAGGUUUGUGUGUUCAGUGAGUGGAGAACAAAUCCAAAUCUGGGUUGUAGGGCUUGUCUCAGUGUAAACGUCCACCUUAUUUUGCAACUUAGUAAGCUGUUUACUGUGAAUGUGUGAGACUUCUGAUUCAUUAGCUGGUAUAGGUAAAUAAGUAGAAGAAUAACAAAAUGCAGUUAACAGUAAAACUAUUUGCACUACAAUCCAGUGAGUUUAUGACUGCAAAUAAAUAAAAAUAAUAUGAUAAAUACUAGUUUGACAUAUCAAACUGCAUAAUGGACUGUUUUUAAGGGCUAAAAUAACUGGAAGCAAAUGACACCAGAAGCCUCACUCAUUCAAGAUACAAAUGGCCACUUCUGUGAAAAUAAGGUAGGCAGUAUUAAUAUACUAAUGGUAGGUUAGUAAAGUUUUUACCAUCCCAGGAUAAGCAGCAGUUUAUCCAUGUACUGCAUGAUCUAAAUCAGUGGUUUUCAGCUCACAAACCAAAAAUGAGCUGCUGGCCUGUUCUAAUAAAUACAUAAUAAUAAUAAAAUAAUGUGUGUAUACAUACAUACAUACAUACAUACAUAUACAUAUAUAUAAUUAUUUUAUUAAAAAAAUAAUUCAAAUAGCAUACAAAUAAUGUAACUUAUACACUAUGUGACACUUGUGCUCAUAUCAUGUUAAUAAUUUGACAUUAUAAAUAUUUCACAUAUAUAUUAAAAUAUAAAAAAUAAUGCUUAAUAUUUUAAUAAAAUACUAUAUAAUGUUGUAAUAUCAAUCAUUAAAUUUGAUUUCACAAAAUUUAAAUCUAAAUUUUUAUAUAUGUGUAUAUAAAAUUACAUUUACAAAGUACAAAUCCCCACUGAUCUUUACUGACUAUGAUGGUGCCAGUUUUAAUAAUUUGACAUAUGGGAGUAUGCAGUUCAUGGUAUUAUUAAUUCAGUUACUUUUGCAUGAUAAACAAUUUUGGCACUGUUUUGUAAUUUGUAAACAACCAUGGUUUAAACAUUGGGAGAAUUAUUUAUUUUUAUUUUUUUAAACAAAGCAUGAAAAAAUACAAUAUUGGAAUUAUUUGUCUAAUUCUACAUUAUCAUUUUAAACUAUUUGCAAAAAAAAAUAAAAUAAACAUAUUUACUUUUACUUGUAUGCCUAAUAUGUCAAAAAAGCAAAAAGUUUUCUCUCUCGUCACAUUCAUUUAGGAAUUACAUCAAGUGCAUAAAUCAUACAAUAUUUUCAAAUCAAAAUGGCUGUAUAUGAAAAAAAAUAAGUUGAGUAGUUUGCUUCCCUGCAUAUUACUGUCAGUCAUUCAACAUUUCUGUCAUAAUAUUAAUAUUCGUUAUGUAUAAUAUUACAUAAAUAUUAAAUAUAAAUAUUAAUUUUUUUUUCCAUCUUACCUCACUCUCUUUCAACAUGAAAAAACUGCAGGACGCUUCACUGUGGAAUUCUUGCUGUGAACAGUAAACCCCACCUACUUUGAUUUGAUUGGCCAUCUCAGUCAUUUAGACUUUGACUAGCACUGUUGGACCAACCUAAACAUGUCACUUAUAAACCUUUCUAUCAUCCUAACAGCAAUCAGAGCACUGUGAAAUGGACUGCAGCAGAUCAGUGCAAGAAUUUACAGUAUUUAAGGGGACAAUGUGGCCAUCUCUAAUCAUUAAUAUCUAUUGCAGUUGCGGUCCUGGUUCUGAAGUAAAACCAGCUGAGAACCACUGAAGCAUGCUGUAUUACUGUGAGCUCAUCAUGGGGUGUUGUAGCUUCAAUCCUAAGGGUUGAUUAGAUGUCCUGUAACAUGUGCACUUACUGUUCUCUUAAAUGUGUGUUGUUUUGCUCAGAUUGAUUGAACUCUAGUGAGUGAAUCAGCUGAUAAUGCCUUACGUCACUAAACAUCAAUUCACUCACAAACCCAACUCUAAAAGAGCUUUACUCUGUUACAUUUUGCUGUUAAGGUUGCGUGUUUGAAACUAUGCACAGCACUGACCAGCCAUCCGGCCUGCAUGAAACAGACUGGAGAGUUACAGUAUCUAGACUUGAGACACAUUACGCCUUAUUAAACAAAUCUACAUGCUGGUGAGAUUGUGUUACAGUGCCGGUGUUUGAAUGUAAGAUCUGCUUGUGUGUCUGUUAAAGCAACAGUUUACCCAAACAUGAACAUUUGCUAUCGAGAUGUAGAUAAGUUUGGAAAAAUGUAGCAUUCCAUCAAUUGCUCACCAAUGGAUCCUCUGCAGUGAAUGGGUGCCAUCAGAAUGAGUGUCCAAACAGCUGAUAAAAACAUCACAAUAAUCCACAAGUAAUCCA
Messenger RNA from Labeo rohita (rohu), 3678 nucleotides. RefSeq names its product fasciculation and elongation protein zeta 2a (gene fez2a). Gene Ontology annotation, cellular component: cytoplasm; axon. The record is from RefSeq and is a predicted model, not a curated record. The transcript is spliced from 9 exons. NCBI's taxonomy places the organism in Eukaryota, Metazoa, Chordata, Actinopteri, Cypriniformes, Cyprinidae. The coding region runs from base 36 to 1190 and encodes 384 amino acids.